Xenia sp. Carnegie-2017 is the source of this 2403-nucleotide messenger RNA. Its product is annotated as metalloprotease TIKI homolog. Gene Ontology annotation, cellular component: membrane. Bases 146 to 1564 code for a protein of 472 amino acids. The transcript is spliced from 7 exons. Gene Ontology annotation, biological process: negative regulation of Wnt signaling pathway. Gene Ontology annotation, molecular function: metalloendopeptidase activity. NCBI's taxonomy places the organism in Eukaryota, Metazoa, Cnidaria, Anthozoa, Malacalcyonacea, Xeniidae. The record is from RefSeq and is a predicted model, not a curated record.
GAAUGAUCAAGCUACAUUGCGCUUUCAAUACGCAAGUAUAUAAACGCAGCCGAAAUGAGCGUUUUAAUGUGCGCUACUUUUCCUCACGCACAGACACAUUGACACUUUCAUAUUUGCAUCUCAGUUACAAUUACUCACAUGAAGCAUGGCAAUUUCUGAGAGUCUGUUACUUUGGCUUCUUCUGAGUAAUCUGGAAGACGAUUUCCAGCUACCACAAAAUCAACGAAAGAGAUCGCUUGGAGAAAAUUUGGAGUCAUAUCCACAUCAUGUGGGCAAUGUUUCUGAGCUCAAUUCAUUCCUGUGGGUUAUGGAACGCGAUCCUCCAGUUUAUUUCUUCGGAACGAUUCAUGUACCCUACACUAAAGUGUGGGACUACAUACCACCAAACAGCAAACAAGCUUUUGAAAAGGCAAACAACGUGUACUUUGAACUGGAUCUGACAGAUAGAGACACGAUAGAAGCAUUGCAACAUUGCAAAUCCCUGCCGCAUGGACAAAAGUUACGCGAUCGCAUUCCGUCGAAGCUUUUCAGGCGUUUGAAAGCUCAUUUCUCCUUCGUUCGGAGAAAAAUUUCAGAAUGGAUAUCUGAAGAGUCGAAACUCAUUGCGGUGAAUCCUUUGGACUUGUACCGAAAACUCACAAAAAAUUGGCGACGAAAGCGACCGAUAUGGAUAAUGCUAUUGCUCGACAAACUCAACAAAUUUAACGUGAAAAUGCUUGCUGAAAGAUUGCCUGUGCUCGACGCAUAUUUAAUGCGGCAAGCUCAAACACGCGGAAAAAAGCUGGGCUCGAUUGAAACCGCCAAAGAGCAAUGUAACGUACUUAAAAGGCUGAACAAGAAGAAGGUAAUCUACGCUUUGAAAAAGAGUUUAACAUUACACGAGAACAUACGUCGUGGUGAAGAAAAUAUUCCGUUGUCGGCAAAGCAAUUGAUUCAUUAUUACAAAUUUGGUGGCCUUAGAAAAGUUUUGUCCGCUCUACAGUCGUCCGGAGUUUCUAAUCUACGAAAUAUUUCCCAGUUGCAAAACUUGGAAAUUAACAAAAGCAAAAGAUUCCAAAAAUAUAUGAAAAACAAGUUGUUCUUCGAAAGAAACAAGAGAAUGGCAAAACGGAUCAGAAAAAUUAUUAAAAAAAACUGUGGAAGAAGUAUGAUUUUUGCUUUCGGUGCAGGCCAUUUUAUUGGACACAAAAGCGUAAUAAGCUUGCUUCGUCGUCGUGGAUAUAAAAUAAAACAUUUAAAAGCAAAUGACGCUAUCUCAUUAAGAAAUCAUGGAAGUGUCAAAGUUGUCAGAUGCAAACACCAAAGAGAAGAAAAACAACAAAAGUCAAACUUAAAACAAGUAAAUCGAAGGAAGAAUGUGUUUGGUAAUUUGAAAGAGAACAACGCAAAUACAACGAGAAAAAUCAAGCCGGCCAACAUCACGUUGUAUAAAUCAUCGCAUGAAAAGUUCACUGGGCAGACCUCGUCGAAUGCUGUGUCCCUGAAUAUAAAUCGAUGGUUGUGCAUAUUCCUUCUGUUGAAACUGUUUUUUUUCCUUCAUGAUUCUGUAACGACAAUAGAAUAAGUUAAGAAAAUUAUUAAAAAACUAGCUAGAUGAGAAGAAAUUCGAUGACUCGUACCUCGAAGGUGCGCUGUUUAUACUAGUUUGAAGGCUAUAGAUCACCAUUUGUCUUUGAGGACGGUUUAGUGUGUCAUACCCAAUUCAUCAGCAGCACAUUCUCCUUUAUCUUUAACAAAACUUAAAUAAUUGUGAUAUUGCUUUCUAUAUGAGCGAACAGGGCUUUUCAUUGAUGAGUUAAUGAAAGACCUGGCUUGAAGAUCCAUUAGGCUCUUCAUUAUUUCCUAGAAAUCAAAAUAUACCAAUACAUCUAAAAAAACUUUGAACCUCCUUUGAACUUCUAAUGAUGAAUUGUUCAGUCAUAAAACACGUUAUUAUUUUUACUAUUUUCAACUUCAAAGUGGCAGAAAGAAUUCGGUCAGAAGUGCAAGUAAACACUUAAUGAUGUAAUUUAAAUACCUUGCUGUGUCUAGGGGAUCAUUGUUCACGCCUCACCCGUCCACCAUUCUCUACAAUGCUGGAUGAGAAAGAGUUUGUGGUAUAUAUAUUAAAUUUUGGCAAAUAAUAUUAUGGUUCAUAUUCUUGAUGUAACAAACAGUAAAAUAUCUUAUAUUGUAAGUGGAAAUUUAAUGAGAAAAAUCUAUGUGUUUGUUAAGAUGAUAAAUGAGCUUGAUGAUUUUUAAUCAUUAACUUAUGAAUUUUGAAUGUAAGCUCGACCUCGACAUUAACCUCUUUUUCAAUUGCUCAUUCGUGAGACGAGGAGAUAAUAUCUUUCGUAACACGGGUAAUUAUUGUUAUGUAUUAUGGAAAUAUAUAUUUAAUGAAUAAAGUCCUUCAUGUGUAAA